This is a messenger RNA of Hydractinia symbiolongicarpus, 2339 nucleotides long. RefSeq lists its product as uncharacterized. Bases 175 to 1719 code for a protein of 514 amino acids. Lineage: Eukaryota; Metazoa; Cnidaria; Hydrozoa; Anthoathecata; Hydractiniidae. The record is from RefSeq and is a predicted model, not a curated record. The transcript is spliced from 5 exons.
UCUAAAAUUAGAAACAACAAUAAAUAAAUAAAUCGAUCUAUCAAAAGAUAAGUGAAGCAUUUAAACAUGGCAGGUACGUGCUAAAGAGCUUUCGGCAUGUUUUGGAAUCAUGCAGCAUAUUCGAUUGCGGCAAGAAUUUAAACUAAACUUUGAAUAACAUGGCAGCAUGAUGAGAUGAGAAGAUUACGACUGGCGGUACUAUCUGCUGUCGGCAUAUACGGCCUAUGUUACACCGUGCAUUUAAUAUUUAUUGGCAACGUUUUAACGGCCUUUAUCAACGUCUUUCAUGGCGAAAGUCGGUUUAAAGACAGAACAGGGAAAAGUUUGUUAAAGAAUGUAACAACGCAAACGUCAACAACUUUCAACAGCAAUGACAAAAAAAUUCAUCAUUUUAAAAAGUACUGGACACUACAGCGCGACAUGAGAAUAAACUAUAAAAAAAUUUUAGCACCAUGCAAAAACAAUACAACGUGGUCGUCAUUUUAUCCCGACAGAAAUCCCUUUCGGAUCACUUCAACAGAGCACAGUGACGUUAUAUUAGACAUCCAACCGGCAGGACAGUAUAGCAGAAUUUUCAUCAACACGUUCAGUGUGAUGAACACAAGAAAAACUGUCGGAGGAGAUACGUGGAGAGUUCAUGUGAACGGAGAGUCGUCGGUUGCCGUAACAUUAGUUGAUAACCAAGAUGGUUCUUACGAAGCUAGUUUUUUGAUUCUGGAGCCUGGUUCAUAUCGGGUUGAUUUGUGGCUCGACUACACUUUGUGCGACGGACAUAAAGACCCUCCACCAGAGUGGUUUAUUAAAGGCAACGCUCAAGGGAAGCAUCAGUCACCAGCUGUUCUGCCAGGCAACGAGAAACCAUUUCUCGAAGAACGAUAUUCUAAAAAUCUCACUUUUAAAGUGUUGGAAACCAAUUAUUCUGUAUAUCAAGAGUUAAAGCCUUUUCUAAAAGACAUAUCCUCAGAGAACUCAUGUCUCAUGUGGGAUGGGUUUGGACGAUGGAAUAACAAGAAUGAAUGGAUGCAGUACAUUGACGAACCACUGAAAACAAAAGCUAUCACGAAGCAUCGAAGGGGGAGUGGUACAUUUUGGAUUUUUGGUGACUCGAUCGCCGAUUUUUUCUAUCGAUCAGUCAGUAGCAAAGUGUUGUGUAAAGAGCAGUUCUUGCAGUGUAAACAAACCUAUAACUGGAUAUACGAAAUUACCGAUAAAAACCUAACAAAGGCUUCCAAGGAAACUGACGAUAAAGAUUUCGACGUACAAAAAAUAGUUAACGAGUUAAAAAGAGUACUCACUAAUGAUCAGUUGGACGAACAGGGUGUAUUACUACUGAACUAUGGACUGCAUUAUGCUAUGGACAUUCCGUUUGAAACUUUCAAGGUAAUGAUAUUAGAAAUAAUAAACCUGCUCAAAGAGAAGUACUUUAGAGGAAUGGUUAUUUGGAAGACGACGACAGCUAUCAACAAAUGGAGGUGGGGAGCCCGCAACUCAAACGCACGACAUGGUGCGGCUAUCCGCUUCUUCACAACACCGAGAGUGGAACUGUACAACGCAUACGCCACCUCAAAGAUGUGUCAAGCUGGAUUCAACGUAUUAGAUGUCUACCCGAUGAGUUACGCGUAUCCCAACGGAACGAGAAGUAUGGUUGAUGCGGUACAUUAUGAUCACGUGGUGUUCAAGCCAGUAGAAGAUUAUUUAUAUGAUUAUUUUGAGAACUGAAGUACUCAAUUAUAGCAACAUCACGAUUUAUAAACAUCAAAAUUUUCAUUUAUUACACGGUGGUUGUUUAUAUCAUAAUUUAGACGGUUUGGCAGCACUAUCCUUAGCUUCAAAAUUUAUACUCUACAGCGUUGAAAACAUGAGAAGAUUUGUACUUACGGAGUCUUUUUCGAUUCUUCUUUCGUUGUUGAAUCUGGAAAGACAUCUAAAUGAAGCAUAAAGAAGAGUGAUGCAUAGACGUAAACAAAUAGAAAACAAAUCCCGACCGAUGAGUUUUUAAAGUAAAUAGGAUAAAAACAAUCCCGCAAAGAUCUGCAUCCUCUAUGAACUGAAAAUUCAAGCAACAUAAACACGUUAAACUAAAAAAGAUAUAGCUUUAAGGUAUGUUAUUUUUUUAGGAGUAAGUUCCACACGCACCCUCUUUACUCUUAAUGUAAAGCAGAGCAUAGCAGCAUUAACGAAUAAAGCACACGACUUAGUGCUUGAAUGAACUAAUUUUACGGUAACGAAGCUUUUAAAAUCAAUUCUUAUAAACAAUGAAGUUGUAUAUAUGUUAGUUUUUGUGAUGAAUCAGUUAUAUUAUAUUUUUAAUAAAAUUUUGUAAUAAAAAACAGACUUGU